UUUUAUUUUUUAUUUGAACGACCAACCCCAGAUCUGGCUAGCUCGCACUCACCAGCUCCACGCCGGCCUCGCCUCACCUCACCGACACGAACCGCGACCUUUUAACUAGCAAGAGGGAGCACUUGCGGCCGCUUCAGGCUCAUAGCGGCACCCGCUCCACACCUCACUUUCCUCCCCAGCAGAGCAAGCAACCCAGGAAACAAAGAGACAGAGUGAGAGAGAGCAAUGGCGUCCAUCAUCGUGCAGGUGUCCGCCCUGCUCCUCAACCUCAUCGCCUUCGGCCUCGCCGUCGCCGCCGAGCAGCGCCGCAGCAAGGCCACGGUGACGCCGGAUCUGGCCAAGGAGUACGACUACUGCGUCUACGACUCCGACGUCGCCACCGGCUACGGCGUCGGCGCGCUCCUCCUCCUCACCGCCGCGCAGGUCGUCGUCAUGCUCGCCAGCCGGUGCUUCUGCUGCGGACGCGGGCUCAAGCCGGGGGGCUCCCGCGCCUGCGCCCUCAUGCUCUUCCUCUUCUCAUGGCUGACCUUCCUCGUCGCAGCGGCGUGUUUGCUGGCAGGAUCAGUGCGUAACGCAUACCACACCCGGUACAGGGGUAUCUUCAACGGCGACCCACUCUCUUGCGAGACGCUGCGCAAGGGUGUCUUCGCUGCCGGUGCAGCCUUCACCUUCUUCACGGCCAUCCUCAGCGAGUUCUACUACAUCAGCUACUCCAAAUCCCGGGAUGCCGCCGGUGGCGCUCCAUACGGCGGCUCCACCAUCGGCAUGGGCACUUACAGUUAAGGAGCUCGGCGCUGGCAUGGGCACUUCAGUUAAGGAGCUCGGCGCUGGAGGUUUACGGGAAGGUUCAGUCCGUUUCAGGGCGGAUCAUGCAUGUAGUUCGUGGAGUGUGGUGUUCUUGUUAACGUUACAGUGGUAGAUUACGGUGUAAAUGUGUUUGCUGUCUUCACUAGGUUAUGUAUGAGAUUUCCUGGUUGGGCCUUAUACAAUUCGGAUGAUUGGAUUGGAUUCUGCAUA
Hordeum vulgare subsp. vulgare (domesticated barley) is the source of this 1017-nucleotide messenger RNA. RefSeq lists its product as uncharacterized. The coding region runs from base 226 to 783 and encodes 185 amino acids. The transcript has 3 exons. NCBI's taxonomy places the organism in Eukaryota, Viridiplantae, Streptophyta, Magnoliopsida, Poales, Poaceae. The record is from RefSeq and is a predicted model, not a curated record.